This is a messenger RNA of Dermatophagoides farinae (American house dust mite), 1605 nucleotides long. NCBI's taxonomy places the organism in Eukaryota, Metazoa, Arthropoda, Arachnida, Sarcoptiformes, Pyroglyphidae. The record is from RefSeq and is a predicted model, not a curated record.
AUGGGGAAAAAAGUCUAUGUAAGCCACGCAUUUUUUAUACCAAUAUUUCAAAACAAUAUAACUGUUACUGUACAAAUGACAAACCAAAGAAACUAUGACAUUUUGGAGAGUAAAUAUUUUGGCUCCGAAUGUGCACCAAGUAAAAAGUUUUUCGAAUCCAUCAUGAAAAUCGGUAUUAUUGAUUCAUUCGUUAACUGGAAUUGUUUCAAACAACAAUUUGAAAUGGACGCCGAAAUAUGUUCAAAAAAAAUCACUAACUUUCAACAUUUACCGAAUCUUGAAGACGCAAAAAAAGCGGGAACAUGCAAUUCACUGUAUUGUUCAUUAAUUGUGACAGAAGGUCAAUCAGCUACAUCAUCGGUUACUGCAAGAUUAGGUGUUGAACGUGAUAAAUUUGGCAUAUUUUCAUUGCGUGGUAAUAUGUUGAAUGUCCGUGAGGCAUCGGAUAAUCAUAUUAUGGCAAACGCCGAGAUUAAUAAUUUGGUGAAAAUUCUGGGUUUAGAAUUCAAUAAAAAAUAUACAUCUAUUGAUGAUUUGAAUACACUCAGAUAUGGAAAGGUUCUAAUUAUGAAGGACCAGGACCUAGAUGGUUCCCACAUUGCUGGGCUAAUUAUCAAUUUUUUUCAUAAAUAUUGGCCAUCAUUAAUUAAUCUGCAAUAUCUUGAACGAAUUAUCACACCAAUUGUAAUGGUCAGCAAAAAAAAUUUUUUCAAACGUCUAUUCUAUUCUCUUCCCGAAUUCAAUGACUGGAAAGAUGAAAUUCCCAACAUUGAAUGCUACAACAUCAAAUACAACAAAGGUUUAGCUAUUAGUUUGUCAUCGGAAGAGGCAAGGGAAUAUUUUUCGAACAUGAAACGUAUCAAAAUCCGUUAUUGUUGAUGUUUUGUGAUAAUUAGAAUGAUUAUUUUAUUGAUUAUUUUAAUGAUAAAUUUAAUAAGAAUACAUGGAAUAAAGAAGAUCAAUUAAUCGAACAUAAACGUUGACUCGUUCAGAGUUAUAUUUUUUUUUUUAUUAGAACAAACAUCAAGGCACUGAAAAACGUGCUCUCUUAUAUGUCAUUCAUAAACUAUGUAUAUUCAUGAACAGGACUGAGGGAGAAACCAUUGAUUUAUUAACAGUUAUGAUGGUGAUGAUGAUGAUAAAGCCAUAGAAUUGGCAUUUAGUUCAAAAAUGAUUGAAGCAAGAAAAGAGUGGAUCCAAAAAGAAAUUAAAGAACGUCGCCAAAAACGAAAUAAUGGUGAAAAAGAUUCCUAUUCUCUAUGAACAUGAUACACAUGAAGUAACAAUCAGAGUGCUGCAAAAUAUUCUGACACGUAGUCUAUGAGUGGACCACGACACAGCAAACCUCGUGUAUGACCGCGCGCGCUUUGUUGAUCCCUCCCCGGAUCUUUGACACACACAUUAUCCUUUGUCCACACACACAUUGUCCUUUGACACACACACACUUUUCGUCUUUCGUCACAAAACCACGUUUUUCCAAAAAACACUAAAAAACCACGUUUUUGCACACAACACACACUCAUGUUCUUGCUUUCGACCAGAUCGGUCAUCUCCAUUUCUUUUUUAUUGUCUUAAUAAAAUUAUUAUUAUUAUUCGUUUUUUCAA